AAUAUUGUUUGAAAGCUUUUUAUUCUUCAUCUGCUUUAACAAAUGAAAACAAUAAUGAAGUACAGUACAAUAAUUCUAUUCUUAUUUUGCUUAAGUACUAAUGCAUGUCCUAGAAAAGAGGACUUGUAUCCUUGUACUUGUGAUUGGCAGACAUCAGGGAAUAGUGCUUCCGUCACUUGCGUCAAGCUAGAAAACGAUCAGGAUUUACUAAGAUCCGCCAAAUCAUUAAUUGGUAAGAGUUACGUCAAUUCCAUUGUCAUUCAAGAUUCGGCAUUUAAUUACAUAGCUUCAGAUACCUUUAAAGGACUAAAGUUCGCAGAGUUGGAAAUUAGAGAUUCAACUCUAAUGGCUUUAACAGAUUCAGAUGUUGCUUUUAAAGGCUUGGAAGAACACCUAGAGACUUUAAAAAUGGAUAAAUGCGUGCUUUUAAGCCAAUGGGACUGGUCUAUAUUUCGAAAUUUGAAAAAAUUAAAUACGCUUGAAAUCAAACAUGGUGCUCUUGAAAGCAUUGAAGAUCUGGGAAAGAUAAAUUUGUCAAAUUUGAAGAGACUAAGUUUUCCUGGAAAUAGAAUUGAUUUCAUACAUGAUGAUGCUUUUUCAGACAACAAAAAAUUGGUGCAUGUUUUUCUUAAUGAUAACAAUAUCUCUACACUGAAGAGAACAAUGUUUCCUAAUCCUGCAUCGGAGCUUCAGGAAAUAAAUUUAAAUUAUAACGAGAUUGGACAGCUACCAGAUGAUAUAUUCAGUAAUAUGCCAAAAUUGAAAAAUCUUAGUGUUGGAGGAAAUAAAAUAUUGGUUCUUAACGAGAAAGUCUUUUCACUUGUAUGGAGACAAUUGGAUAACUUUGAAGCAUUUGAAAAUGAGCUUAGAUGUGACUGCAGAAUGACUUGGAUUUUGCAAUUAAAACAGCCAAAUACUCUUCGAGCUACAUGUGCUAAUCCUCAAGUCUUAAAGGGAAAGAGCGUAUCGUCCCUUACAUCAAAAGAUUUGUGGUGCAUUUAUUAGAUACUAAGACAACUCGCUACGUCCGUCUACCCCUACGAAUGCUAUACAACCAUUAUUGGUUUUUGACUCUAAACAGCUUAAUACAUCAAAAGGAAAAAUUAAAUAAACUGAUAAAACUUUUUUUACUGUAUUAACACACUUAUUUGGACUCGUAUGUUGUGUACCCAAUUCUAUUAAGAUAAAAUUGAAUCCCAAUUAUUUCGCUAAGUAAUCUCUAGCUACAAGCUUGUUUUUUUAAAAUUCAUUUCUAUUUUUGAUUACUGUAAAUACUUGUUAAAUGUUUCUGUCAAAUAGAUAAAUUAAUUUCUAAUAUUGCUUACAGUUUUAAAUAGUUACUUCAUAUUGAUUCAAUUUCCAUUCAUAACAUCAAUAUUGUAAUAAUAUUUUAUAUAUGGACAUCAAGACAUAUUAUAAGAAUAUUUCAAUUGUGGAAAUCAAUAUUAUAAAAAAAUGUUUAUGAUAGGAUCAAUUUGGAUAUCAAUAUUUAUAAAAGGAAAUAAUUCUACAGCAUGCACUAAUUUUUCUAAUGAGUCUUAGUUCAUGAAAAAUAUUUUUGACACUUCUUAUUUUCAUAUAAAACUGUUUCUAGCGUAGCCAGUUGCUUAUUGUUCAUGAUAUUUUUUGAUGGUUUCGAUUUUAUGUUGUGAUGGCUUUUAUUAUGUAGUUAUUUUUGUUUGUUUUAAUGUAUUAUUUGGCAGUUCACAGCUAUAUUUAAAGUUUUCGUGGUGUGUAUGUAAAC
Messenger RNA from Parasteatoda tepidariorum (common house spider), 1744 nucleotides. RefSeq lists its product as uncharacterized. NCBI's taxonomy places the organism in Eukaryota, Metazoa, Arthropoda, Arachnida, Araneae, Theridiidae. The record is from RefSeq and is a predicted model, not a curated record. Gene Ontology annotation, cellular component: plasma membrane. Gene Ontology annotation, molecular function: protein binding.